This is a messenger RNA of Psilocybe cubensis, 558 nucleotides long. RefSeq lists its product as uncharacterized. Lineage: Eukaryota; Fungi; Basidiomycota; Agaricomycetes; Agaricales; Agrocybaceae. The transcript has 4 exons. The coding region runs from base 1 to 558 and encodes 185 amino acids. The record is from RefSeq and is a predicted model, not a curated record.
AUGUCUCUCUCCUCUGAAGCUCUCGUCAAAAGGAUCAAUCUUUCUUCAUGCAAUGGCCCUAGCAAUGCAACGGUCGUCGUCGUCCCCCUCCCAAAGAAGACGGUCGGAGUAAUCUUCGGGCAAAUGAUUGCAGAAUGGCCUCAACGCUUCAAUACUUACCUCCUCGACGUCAACGACAACAUCGUCAUGGAUCCCCAAGUUCUUUGGGAUGCCAGGUCCGAUGGGUCCCGCUUCAACGUCACUGAGAUAGUCCCGCAGAGCGCCAUGCCCAUGGACAGCCAUGUUCUCAGUCUCGGUCCGUACAACGAGGAUCGAAACAUUGCAAUCUAUUGUUCCCACAAGAAGGCCGGACAAAGCAGCUACACUCAGAGUGACCCACGCCACACUUUCAUUGGCGGAAAGAACGCCAUUACUUUCACCAUGGUCAAGCCUGUUAUUUUCCAGCAAUUCGGGCCUAUAAUUGAUUGUUCUUAUCUGCAGAUCAAUGCCGAAGACGGAGGUGACACUGAUUACCAUGACACUGUUGUUGGAGUUGCUGUCAACUUCAUGACCAAGUAA